AUGGCGGCCAUGGCUAACUUAGCAAACACCAUGGAAGCGAAUGCUGCUGUGACUCUGCAAGCUGUGCAGAGGUUAGGCCAACCGGCGAAAAAUGGCAAUGGGAACGGAGAAGGAAAUGCCAAUGAUAAUGCUGAGGGAAAUGUCGAUAACAUGGGAGUAGUUCAAAUGACCUUGGUAACGUUCCUCAAGGUUCAUCCGCCAACUUUCCGAGGGUCCACAAAUCCUGUUGAAGCAGACCACUGGUUCCAGGCUAUGGAGCGUGCUUUACAGGCGCAGCAUGUUCCUCUUAAUCAAUAUGUAGAGUUUGCCGCUUAUCAGCUAGCGGGAGAUGCCCAGCCCUGGUGGCAAGCUGAGUGUCGUUUGCUACAGCUUCAGAAUGCCGACAUUCCAUGGGAGGUGUUCCAAACGGCUUUCUACAAGAAAUACUUCCCUGAGUCUGCAAGGAAAGCAAAAGAGAUAGAGCUAAUGCAGCUGAAGCAAGGUUCCAUGUCUGUGGCUGAGUACACCAACAAGUUUGAAGAGCUUUGUAGGUUUUCUCGGCUUGGAAUGGGCUUUUCAAAUGUGGCCUUGAAUGAAGGUUGGAUCUGGGUGGCUUUGGUUGAAAUUGGGUUGGAGGCAUGCUCCAGUGGAGCAUUCAGUUUGGUUUUGUGA
Molecule: messenger RNA, 651 nt
Organism: Arachis ipaensis
Lineage: Eukaryota; Viridiplantae; Streptophyta; Magnoliopsida; Fabales; Fabaceae
Source: RefSeq, a predicted model, not a curated record